AUGUUAGACCAUUCUAAAACGGCGGUAAAAGUAAAGCAUCCCGGCGACCUUGACCGGUUAAAAAGCCAAAGUAUGAAAAAUGAUACAAAAAAUUUGAUUGCUGGAAGCUUGUCCGGUUUUACUGUCCGUUUCCUUACUCAACCAUUAGAUGUUAUAAAAAUUCGCUUUCAAUUACAAGUUGAAGAUAUUAAGCCCUCAGGAAAAUCAUAUUACACUGGCCUACUACAGGCAUUUAUCCGUAUUUACAAAGAAGAAGGUGUAUAUGGUCUGUGGAAGGGUCAUGUGCCAGCACAAUUUCUUUCUGUUACAUUUUGUGGAGCACAAUUUGGGAGUUUUUAUGCCAUUGAAAAUUUACUAGUCAACCGAAUAAAUCUUAGCUCAUCAUCUGGAUGGGUACAUGAUAUGAUAGCCGGUAGUGUAACUGGUCUGAUUGCGUCUACACUAAGUGAACCAUUAGAUGUAAUGAGGACACGACUUAUAGCUCAAGGUAAAAAUCAGAUUUAUUCGGGCUUCUUAUAUGGUAUACGUCAUCUUAUUCAUGAAGAAGGUUUACUUGGCUUAUGGCGAGGACUUGGACCAUGUCUUAUGUCAGUGGUGCCACAAACAACUGUUUAUUUUACAGUUUACGAACAAUUAAAACGUUCUCAUAUUUUAUUCAAAUCAAAAGAGAAUAUCCCUGUAAAGCACAGAUCUGCUUCUUUGGAUAACGAUGUUAGUCAUGAAUCAUCAUUGGAAACUGAUCGCCAUCCUCACCAACAGUUAGACUGGCAUUUUCCACUUUGGGCUGGUGGAUUUUCUGGUCUCUUAGCUAAGACAAUUGUGUAUCCUCUUGAUUUAGCUAAAAAACGUUUAGAAAUACGUGGAUUUGAAAAAGCUCGUUUAACAUUUGGUGAAUUGCCUAAAGGUUAUACAUUGUCCACAUAUAAAAAUAUUAAUUUCAAACGAUUACACUGUAAACAAGUUUUUGCUUCAUUCUAUUGUUUAAUAGAUAUUUUUAAAGAACAUGGUUUGUAUGGGUUGUAUAAAGGUUGGAUACCAUCAGCUUUAAAAGCUACAUUAACGACAGGUUUAAUGUUUUGGUUUUUUGAACAAUAUAGUUGUUUAUUAUCUUAUUGUUAA
Schistosoma rodhaini is the source of this 1119-nucleotide messenger RNA. Lineage: Eukaryota; Metazoa; Platyhelminthes; Trematoda; Strigeidida; Schistosomatidae. The record is from the annotation of a GenBank genome assembly.